AUGACUUCAUUAGAGCUUAAUCAAUUCCAGCUUUUCGCUCUUGCUGUGCUUUCCUCACCGAUGCUUUCCUCACCGAUGAUGUUGUCGUUUACGACAAUAUUUUCCCUGCUUGGAGUCGUGUUGAUGAUUGUUGGACUCUCUUUUGACAAUUGGAUCGAAUAUCAGGUAGAUCGAAAGGGAAUCAUCAAGAAAUUCACGACCGAUCAAGAUCUCAAUAUUCGAUUGAAAGAUGCUUUUGUUGGGAACAAGUUGUACUACUCGAGAAAUUACGGACUUUUCAAUGUUUGCUUUGGAGAAACUAUGCCAAAUGGCAUUAACAGCUACAACAAAUUGGGAGUGAACUGCAUUAAUUAUAAUGAUUAUCUCCCUUCCGAUGCUGAGCUCAGCACGUACACUCAACCUCAAAACGUGCGCCUUUGGUUGAUGAGGGGUUUGGUGUGUUCAUUUGCUCUUGGAAUGAUCCUUCUCUUCAUCUCAUUUGCUGUCGGAAUCACCGCCUGUUGGACAAGAAGUCAACGAUAUGUGCGCAGCACAGCUUACAUCAUGCUUUUCUCAAUGCUCUUCGUUUACAUCGGUCUCGGCUUGUGGCACUACGUUGAUUUCAUCGAGCGCAAUCAACUCGACAUGAUGCCAUUCUACAGAGCCUGGGAAACUACUCUCAAGAAUUACACUCAAAUCAGCUACGGUUGGACGCUGGUUUUGGCGUGGAUUGGCGCCGGCUUUCUCACUUUGGCCACCGUUUGCAUGUUCCUUUCGGCGUGGGCUUUGAAGAGAGAAGACAACAAGGCUUUUGAAGCGAAACACGGUGGAUACGCUUUAUCGAGUUAUUACCCUGAUAUGAAGACUGGAACGAUCAUGCCUUCUUACAACUACAACACCUAUGGUUACGGACAACAAUACCCCGGCUAUUACCCGCAAUACAACAACAAUCAAUACUAUGGAUAUAUGACCUAUGGACGU
This is a messenger RNA of Mesorhabditis belari, 960 nucleotides long. Lineage: Eukaryota; Metazoa; Nematoda; Chromadorea; Rhabditida; Rhabditidae. The record is from the annotation of a GenBank genome assembly.